AUGGAACAAAUCAUUCAACAAAUUCAACGCCUGGAAAAUGCCAAUCGAGAGGAAGAAGAAAAGAUUGAGAAGGAACGAUUGAAUCAUCAGGAAACUCAACGUUUAAGGGACAAGACUCUGAGAGAGAUGGAGGAAGUUGAGAAGAGAAAUCAAGCCUUAUCUGAGUCUAUUCUUCAAUUUGAAGUAAAUAAUGAUGGCAUUAAAGUUGAGAAUCAGAACCUUAAAGCUUUGUUGAAGGAGUCUAAAGGUAGGCUACGUGAUUUGCAAACUCAACUUGAGGACAUGAAGAAAGAAGUUGAUGCUUGCUCCGCUCAGGUCGCUCAAAGGCUUCAUCAAAUCAAUGGAAGCUUAUCUGAAAAAGUGAAGAAUAAUUCCAUCAACAAUGUCAUGAAACAAACGGAGAUCCUUAAGAGAAGGCUAACGGAAUUGAAGAGAAGAGACGACUUGAGAAAGAAAUUAGAACCAUCCUUUGAGGCGAGCAAGUUGGAUGAAGCAGCCACUCGCUUGGAAUCAGAACGAAGCGAAAUCCAAAGAGUUUUGGCAGAACAGCAACAAAACGUUGAAGCAAGAAGAAUGGAAUUGGAUAAACUGUUGAAUGAGUUCAACGCUAAUUCUGAACGAUUUAGAGCGCAAUGCUCUUCUCAAGAACAACCACAAGGAAGUGAUCUCCAAAGCGUAACUCUCGAAGUGAAUGUACCCGAUAGCAUCAGAGAGAGCUUCUUUCAAUGCAAGUCCGAGCUCCUGAGUGUCAGAGAAAAACAUGCUGAGGAGGAUUUAAUGGCUACCAACCUCGAACAGAAAUUGAAUGAAAUUCUCAAGAAAACGCAAGAAUUGAAUGAAGUUCUCAACACCAUGUCAUGUUCAAAAUGUUCUGCCAACAUGGCGCUUACCAAUGAAUAG
Molecule: messenger RNA, 900 nt
Organism: Naegleria fowleri
Lineage: Eukaryota; Heterolobosea; Eutetramitea; Acrasida; Naegleriidae
Exons: 2
Coding region: 1-900 (299 amino acids)
Source: RefSeq, a predicted model, not a curated record